AAUACACAGGCCAUCGCUUUUAAAAAAACAAAUCACGCUUGGAUUAAGUUACUCGAAGACUUUUUAGCCCCAUGCUCCCGAGGCUCCACCCGCAGAAUGCGGCAACGCGCUGAAGCAGGUCGGUGGAUUGACCGGCUCCAGUCAAAGGGGCGCUGGAGGCUUCUCCUUUGAAACAGAAUCAGGGGCGGAUUAUUUUGUCAGCGGCGGAUGAGCACCGGACGGAGUGCGCCGCGUGCACCAUCCCCUCGGCAGUGCCGGCUAUGGAGGUAGUGGGGGAUUUCGAGUACAACAGGAAAGAUCUCAUAGGACACGGAGCCUUCGCUGUGGUCUUUAAAGGCCGCCACAGGAAGAAAUCGGAUUGGGAAGUAGCCGUGAAAUGUAUAAACAAGAAAAAUUUGUCAAAAUCUCAAAUCUUGCUGGGUAAAGAAAUAAAGAUAUUAAAGGAGCUUCAACAUGAAAACAUCGUUGCACUUUAUGAUGUUCAGGAGACUCCAAACUCUGUUCAUUUGGUGAUGGAGUACUGCAAUGGCGGUGACCUGGCAGAUUAUCUGCAAGUCAAAGGAACACUUAGUGAAGACACAAUUAGAAUCUUCCUCCAGCAGAUUGCAGCUGCGAUGCGAAUACUUCACAACAAGGGAAUAAUCCAUCGUGAUUUGAAACCACAGAAUAUUCUACUUUCUUAUGUUAGCCGGAAAAAAUCUAAUAUGAAUGGCAUUCGUGUCAAAAUAGCUGAUUUUGGCUUUGCCCGAUAUUUACAGAGUAACAUGAUGGCUGCCACACUCUGUGGUUCUCCCAUGUACAUGGCGCCUGAGGUUAUCAUGUCACAACACUAUGAUGCCAAGGCAGACCUCUGGAGUAUAGGCACUGUGAUAUUUCAGUGCCUUGUUGGCAAGCCUCCUUUCCAGGCAAACAGCCCACAGGAUUUAAGGCUCUUCUAUGAGAAGAACAAGAGUCUGGUCCCCAAUAUCCCUGGUGAAACUUCUACUCAUCUGGGUGGGCUACUACUCGGCUUGCUUCAGAGAAACCAGAAGGACAGAAUGGAUUUUGAAACGUUCUUUAACCAUCCUUUCAUGGAUCAGGCAUCAUCAGUCAAAAAAUCUUGCCCUGUGCCUGUGCCCACGUGCCCUGGUUCUGUGUCCGGUAGUUCUUGUGGCAGCUCUCCAUCUUGUCAUUUUGCCUCUCCUCCUUCAUUGCCAGACAUGCAACGGAUACAGGAGGAUACUUUGUCUUCCCCACCUUUGGGUCCUCCUAACUAUCUGCAGGUUUCCAAAGACUCUGCAAGCAGUGGCAGUAAGAACUCUUCAUGUGACACAGAUGACUUUGUUCUUGUUCCACAUAGCAUCUCGUCUGAUCAGUCAUAUGAUAUGCCAUUGGGAACGGUUGGCAGACGAGCUUCCAGUGAAUUUUUGAUGUGUGGAGGGCAGUCACCUUUAACCUCUUCAGGGGGCUCAGUAGCACUGCAGAGACCUUCCUCAGCCUCAUCCAGGUCAAGCUCUUCUAGCUCAGCCAACAGGCAGUGUCCACCUCCAGUGUCCCCUCGUACUGAGUCAGCUCCAAUUCCUGUCCCUACGCAGAUUAGAAACUACCAGCGGAUUGAACAGAACCUGCAUGUCAUUUCCAGCCACAACACUAAUCCCUAUGGAUCACCCAGGUCUGGAAUGGUAAAGAGAUCUAAUACAAGCCCAAUGGGUUUUAUGAAGCCAGCAGGAGGGUCACCAGCCACAGCUGAUGCACCACAAAACCCUGGCCGCAGACUCUCCACUGGAUCCUCCAGGCCAUAUUCCCCUUCACCAUUAGUUGGCACUAUUCCUGAACAGCUUAGCCACUGCUGCUGUGGUCUGCCCCAGGGACAUGAAUCGAGAUCCAGAACACCAUCAGGUUCACCAUCCCCUCAAUCACACUUACUGGGUGCAAGACUCCAGAGUGCCCCAACUCUUACUGACAUCUACCAGAGCAAACAAAAACUCCGUAAGCAGCACUCAGAGCCAGUAUAUCCUCCAUCAGCAGGGUAUGGAUGUAGCCAUUCUCCACAGCCCAAUAGACCUGUCAGCCUUGGUACUUCCCCUACAAAACAUAUGGGAACAUCUCCACGAAGUUCUGACUGGCUGCAUAAAACUCCCUUGCCCACUAUCAUUGGGUCACCAACAAAGACUACUGCUCCACUCAAGCUACCUAAAACUCAAGCAUCUUCCAAUUUGCUUGCCUUGGCCGCACAGCAAGAAUUAACUGAGAGCCCACCAGUACAGUCGAAAGCCAUGCUGGAGGCUAGGGAGUUCUGCAUCUAUCAUCCACAAGCAAGUGCUAAACGUACAGCUUCUGAGGAGAACAAAACUACUUUUGGCAGAUCUGUAAGUACAGGAAAAUUAUCAGAUCAAGUGACAAAGGCCACAUUUGGAGGGCAGACCUAUCAAGGCAGCACUGACAGUCUGAAUACCGAACGUCCGAUGGAUAUAGCUCCAGCAGGUGCUUCUGGUUUGACAACAGGUUCCCCUGCCAUGGUGAUGGGAGUGAGCCCAAGGACUGUGGUGUUCACUGUAGGUUCACCACCAAGUAGUGUCACCCCUCCCCAUAGCAGUCACAUGGUCACCAGAGCAAGGACAAUGUCAGUUGGCUCGGGCAGCCCAUUGGGAUCUCUCUGCUCUAACAGUGGGCGAAUUUACAUGGGUUCUCCGCCAGGUGGUUCAAUGGGCACCUCCCCUCCUGGAGCAGAGGGUCCCUCCAGUUUGAAGUACAUGACAUUUGGUACCUCACCUCCCAGUUUGGAAGGAUUUAUCACAUUUGAAGCUCCGGAGCUUCCAGAAGAGACUUUAAUGGAGAGAGAGCAUACAGAUACCUUGCGCCACCUGAAUACAAUGCUAACGUUUGCAGAAUGCAUUAUGGACAUUGCAGCAAUGAAAGGAGGUAGCUUAGACCUGGGGACCUCUUCUGCCUCUCUGUACCAAAUCCAAGAGAGCAUAGUGGUUGACCAGAUCAGCCGUCUCAGCAAGGAGUGGGGACAAGUGGAGCAGCUUGUGCUAUACAUGAAAGGAGCACAACUCCUAGCAUCAUCUUUGCACCUUGCCAAAGACCGGGUUAAAUCAGGCAAGCUGAACCCAUCCACAGCAGUUAAACAAGUUGUUAAAAAUUUGAAUGAACGUUACAAGUGUUGCAUCUCAUUUUGCAAGAAACUUACCGAGAAGCUGAAUCGCUUCUUUUCUGACAAGCAGAGGUUUGUGGAUGAAAUCAACAGUGUUACUGCAGAGAAAUUGAUCUACAGCUAUGCUGUGGAAAUGGUGCAGUCAGCAGCACUUGACGAAAUGUUCCAGCAAACAGAAGACAUUACAUACCGGUACCACAAGGCAGCAUUGCUGCUGGAAGGCUUGACGAAGACACUACAAGAUCCUGCUGAUAUUGACAACAUUCUCAAAUGUAAGGAUAAAAAGAAGAUUUCUUUAUUAUUACAAACCAGCAUUGAGCGCAGACUCUCAGCACUGUGUCAUGGCACGGUGGCUUUGUAUGAUAACUAG
Pristis pectinata (smalltooth sawfish) is the source of this 3506-nucleotide messenger RNA. It is a transcript of the gene ulk2, whose product is annotated as unc-51 like autophagy activating kinase 2. The coding region runs from base 261 to 3506 and encodes 1081 amino acids. Gene Ontology annotation, biological process: autophagosome organization; autophagy; axon extension. NCBI's taxonomy places the organism in Eukaryota, Metazoa, Chordata, Chondrichthyes, Rhinopristiformes, Pristidae. Gene Ontology annotation, molecular function: protein serine/threonine kinase activity; ATP binding. The record is from RefSeq and is a predicted model, not a curated record. Gene Ontology annotation, cellular component: autophagosome; cytoplasm. The transcript is spliced from 29 exons.